Hyla sarda is the source of this 2397-nucleotide messenger RNA. Its product is annotated as oocyte zinc finger protein XlCOF7.1-like. Bases 64 to 1416 code for a protein of 450 amino acids. The transcript has 6 exons. Gene Ontology annotation, biological process: regulation of DNA-templated transcription. Gene Ontology annotation, cellular component: nucleus. The record is from RefSeq and is a predicted model, not a curated record. NCBI's taxonomy places the organism in Eukaryota, Metazoa, Chordata, Amphibia, Anura, Hylidae.
UGCAGGAUUAUACCCCUCCAGCUGAUCCAGUUGUCUCCUCUUCUCCUGAAUGACCUCCCAAGGAUGGACAAGGACCGGAAUGAGAUGACUAAGAGAAUAUUACACUUCACCUUGGAGAUCCUCCACCUGCUUACCGGAGAGGAUUACACCAUAGUGAAGAAGACAUGGGGGGAGUGUGUGGCCCCCAGCAGUCAUCUCCAUGAGUCAGGAGGACGGAGCAGGGCCCGGGGCCCCAUCAUGGAGCCUCCACCUCACUCACUGAUACAUGAGAAGAAGAUCCUAGAACUCAUCCACAGGAUCACUGAGCUGCUCACUGGAGAGGUUCCUAUAAGGUGUCAGGAUGUGGCGGUCUAUUUCUCCAUGGAGGAGUGGGAGUAUGUAGAAGGACACAAGGAUCUGUACCAGGACAUAGUCAUCAUGGAGGAUCACCGGCCCCUCACAUCACAAGAUGGAGUCAUUGGUAGAAAUCCACCCGAGAGGUGUCCCUGCCCUCUGUAUUCCCAGGACUGUCCAGAGGGAAAUGUCCCGGAGAAGCAUCAGGGGGGAGAUCUGACUAAUAAUAAAGUGGAGGAUGAAGAAGAGAGGAUGAGCGGCCAUCACCCGUGUAUGAGGGAAGUGAAGGAGGAAAUUCCAGGAGGUGUUACCCCAGGAAAUUCCAGCAAGAAUUCUAAAGAAAUAUUCAUAUUAUCCCAGAAUAUUAAAGUAGAAGAUGAAGAUAUCAUGGAGUGCUACUCUGCAGACGACCUCCUUACCCAUAAUGCCCACCCACGACGGCACCGUACAGAUCUAUCCUAUAAUAACCCCACUUAUUAUGACCUAUCACAGUUUGUCACCACAGACCAGGACGGGGAGAAAAGGAUUCAAUGUGAUGAAUGUGGAAAACAGUUUACAAGAAAAUGGAGUCUUUUUACUCACAGAAGAAUUCACACAGGAGAGAAACCGUAUUCAUGUUCAGAUUGUGGGAGACGUUUCGCAAAAAAAUCUAAUCUUGUUGACCAUGCAAAAAGUCACACAGGAGAAAGGCCAUUUCCAUGUUCAGAGUGUGGGAAAUGUUUUGCACAUAAAUCACAUCUUGUUAAACAUGAGCGAGUUCACACAGGAGAGAAGCCGUAUUCAUGCUCAGAAUGCGGGAAAUGUUUUACAGGAAAAUCAAAUCUUAUUAGACAUGAGAGAAGUCAUACAGGGGAAAAGCCAUAUUCGUGUUCAGAUUGUGGAAAAUGUUUUACAGAGAAAUCCCAUCUUCUUAGACAUGGGAAAAGUCACACAGAAGAAAUGCUGUAUUCAUUUCCGUGUUCAGAAUGUGAGAAAUGUUUUAUUACUAAAGUCAAACUGAGAAAUCACCAGAGAAGUCACAGAAGAAAAAAAGAUGUUAAUAUAUUUAGAAAUUCACUCACAGUCCAGGACAGUCCAGAGUGAUGGUCACAAAGCUGAACUUCAUGUAGUAUAUACAGAUGAUAUAUUCAUAUGUUUAUUUAUUUCCGUGGAAUAAUGAGUAAAGUCUUUGUGAAAUUUGUUUGAAUUUGAGUCAUAAGAAUUAAUUGACCAUUUUCAAGCUUCUUAACCCCCUUUAUGUUCAGAAUGUGGGAAAUGUUAUUAUUGUUAUACAUGAGAGAAUUCACACAGAAGAGUGACCCCAUAUUCAUGAUCAGUACGUGGGAAAUUAACACAGGAGAAAAUCCAUAUUCAUGUUCAGAAUGUGGGAAAUCUUUUAAGAUAUUAAUCAUAUCUUGUUAUACAUGAGAGAAUUCACAAAGAAGCUGUAUUCAUAUUCAGAAUGUGGGAAAUGUUUUUCAGUGAAACUAAAAUAGUUUUUCAUUGAGCCCAUGAAAGCCCCUUUGAGAGUGUCCUCCUCCUUUCCUCGGGACAAGAAACAGUUAAAGGGGUACUCCGGUGCUGAAGCAUUCUGAACAUUUUGUUCAGAACACUCGGAGACUGAGGUUGUGAUCAUGAUGUCAUGACCACGCCCCUUGUGACAUCACACCAUGCCCUCUCCAUUUGUGUCUAUGGUAGGGGGCGUGUUGGCCUACACACCCCCUCCCAUAUACAUGAAUGAAGGGGCAUAGUGUGACUUCUCGACCACUGCUGCAGGAAUCGGGCAUUUGUUUAGAGUGCCGGGUCCUACGGAAGAUCGCGGAAGGGGGCCCAGCAUCAGGACCCUUGCGAUCAGAUGUCUAGCAGCGGAGUACCCCUUUAAAUAAGGCUUUAUUAUGUUAUGUUCUCUUAACUGAUCCUGAAUAAUCAUGAAAGGUUCCUCUACGGAGAUCACCGUAAUCUCUCCUACCCUCCUGGAGAUGUUAUACCUAAUAAAAAGGCUAGUUUAAAGGGGUACUCUGGUGGAAAACAUUAUUAUUAUUUAUUCCAAACCAUCAGGUGCCAGAAAGUUAAACAGAUGUUUAA